AUGACCGCUUCAGCUCACCAUCUUCAGCACAACUUCAUUAGCAACAAAACAUCAAACACCUUCAGGGCAGCAACUUUGCUCAAUCUUCCAGGAACAACCAGUAGUGGGAACUCCCCCUUUAGAACAGCCAGAUCAGGCUUCCAGCAGAGAGAUGCCACUCAGAUGAAACCCAGAGAGCAUAUCCAGCUUCUGGACCCGUAUAUUGAUUAUCUCUUCUUGGGAGACUAUGUUGACCGAGGCCAGCACAGCUUGGAGACAAUAACUUUGCUUCUUGCUCUUAAAAUUGAGUACCCUGAAAAUGUACACUUGAUCAGAGGAAAUCAUGAAGCUGCUGACAUCAAUGCUCUUUUUGGCUUCCGCCUUGAAUGCAUUGAGAGAAUGGGUGAAAGUGAUGGGAUAUGGGCUUGGACAAGAUUCAAUCAACUGUUCAAUUAUCUCCCACUUGCUGCCAUGAUAGAAAAGAAAAUAAUCUGCAUGCAUGGUGGCAUAGGAAGGUCAAUAAACACCGUGGAGCAAAUUGAGAAACUUGAAAGGCCUAUCACAAUGGAUGUUGGUUCCAUUAUCCUCAUGGACCUCUUAUGGUCUGAUCCUACAGAAAAUGAUAGCGUGGAGGGUUUGAGACCUAAUGCACGAGGGCCCGGCUUAGUGACAUUUGGGCCUGAUCGAGUAACAGAAUUCUGUAAACGAAACAAAUUGCAAUUGAUCAUAAGAGCCCAUGAGUGUGUUAUGGAUGGGUUUGAACGUUUCGCUCAUGGACAAUUGAUCACUUUAUUUUCAGCAACAAAUUACUGUGGUACUGCAAACAACGCAGGGGCCAUACUUGUUGUUGGCAGGGGCUUAGUUAUCGUGCCAAAGUUAAUUCAUCCACUUCCACCGCCUGUUAAUUCACCUGAGUCCUCCCCUGAACGUGGGGAUGCCACAUGGAUGCAGUUUCAAGGUACAUAUGGUAUAGCCAAGAAGAACAACCAACAGGACAUCAUGGAUACACCUGAGAUCAGUUCCCUGAGUAAGAAGGUUUGCAAAUGUUUGCAUACCAUGCUGCAGCCUGGGACGCUGUUUAAACAGGACAGCCAUACAAGUUACCAGAUCUGA
Miscanthus lutarioriparius is the source of this 1092-nucleotide messenger RNA. The record is from the annotation of a GenBank genome assembly. Lineage: Eukaryota; Viridiplantae; Streptophyta; Magnoliopsida; Poales; Poaceae.